Messenger RNA from Aethina tumida (small hive beetle), 1298 nucleotides. RefSeq names its product torsin-1A. The record is from RefSeq and is a predicted model, not a curated record. Gene Ontology annotation, biological process: cellular response to misfolded protein. The transcript is spliced from 4 exons. Lineage: Eukaryota; Metazoa; Arthropoda; Insecta; Coleoptera; Nitidulidae. Bases 153 to 1166 code for a protein of 337 amino acids. Gene Ontology annotation, molecular function: ATP hydrolysis activity; ATP binding.
UCAAUCUCAGUUUCUCUCAAAUCAACAGAUAGUUGAACCUAUACCUGUGCUACUUAAACAUUUAAAUGUAUAUAAACAUUAAAAAUUCGUUAAAAAUACAAUAACAGUGCUUUAAAUGGUUGACAAACACUCUUCCUCUAACAUAACCUAAUAUGAACCUAUUUUACGCGAUUCUCACAGUCCAGUUAUCAAAUUUUGCCACCUGUUUUGAGUUCGGCUCUGUAUGGAACAACUUAAAACACACCGCGUCUUGCAAAGUGUUAGGGACCUGUUGCAACGAGUAUUAUAUACCCCAAGACUUCGACGGUCUCAGAUAUUCGUUAAAAACGAGAGUUUACGGUCAGCCACUAGUCGAAGAGGCGGUUGAUGCUUUGGUCGCGCACUGGAGCCACGAGCCCAAGAAGGCUCUGACUUUAAGUUUCCAUGGUUGGCCUGGUGGAGGCAAGAAUUAUGUGUCCAGCUUCAUAGCCGACCACCUGUAUUAUAAAGGGUCAAAGAGCCAAUUCGUUCAUCACUUCAAUGGCAGGCUUCACUUUCCUAGGGAGGAUAUGAUACUCAAUUAUAAGGAAGACCUAAGGGAAUGGUUGAAAGGGAAUGUGACUAAAUGUGAAAAGCAAUUAUUCAUUUUUGAUGAAGUAGAUAAAAUGCCAUCACAAGUCUUAAAUAUUAUCAAACCAAUGAUAGACUAUAAGGAAGUAGUAGAUGGAGUUGAUUUUAGACAUUCAAUAUUUAUUUUCUUAUCAAAUACUGGUGAAACAGUCAUUAAUCAAAAGUAUGUUGAGUUGUGGAAGAGUGGAAAAAUAAGAGAGGAAAUUAAAUUAAGUGAUUUUGAAAGUAUCAUAAUGAAAGGUGCUUUCAAUGAAAAAGGUGGUUUCCAUCAAUCUGAUGUAAUAAAAAGCAAUUUAAUAGACAGCUAUAUUCCGUUUCUACCGCUUGAAAAGCCUCAUGUUAAACUGUGCAUUCUCGACGAAUUUCGAUUGAGGAAUGUUACCAAUCCAGAAACACAUCAUGUGGAUGAAAUUAUGGAGUUUAUCGAGUGGGGUCCAAGCAAUCUGGAACUGUUCUCAAAAACAGGCUGCAAAAGAGUGAGUCAAAAAGUUGGAAUUGCAGUGAGUAAGCAUUACGACAAAACAGGAAAAUGUAAAUCAUGUAAAGAUGAAUUGUGAUUUCUUACCUGAAUUUUUAUUAUGUAAUUUUAUAUCAGUGUGCACACCACAUGUGAUACUCCAAGCUGACCUUUUUAUACUGUUUAGUUCUAUUAAGUGUAAAACUAUUUAAUAUAUUGAUUUAUUAUUAUA